This is a messenger RNA of Phyllopteryx taeniolatus (common seadragon), 1527 nucleotides long. RefSeq names its product guanylate cyclase activator 1C (gene guca1c). The transcript has 5 exons. Gene Ontology annotation, molecular function: calcium ion binding; calcium sensitive guanylate cyclase activator activity. NCBI's taxonomy places the organism in Eukaryota, Metazoa, Chordata, Actinopteri, Syngnathiformes, Syngnathidae. Bases 134 to 835 code for a protein of 233 amino acids. The record is from RefSeq and is a predicted model, not a curated record.
AGCAGCUGCGGAGCUUCACGCUGAGCAGGGAGAUGGUGUACAACGUGCUCAGACAGUUCCUCUCCGAUCAGCAGGAUAGCGACGCCUCCGCCGCGUCCUCUUUGUACAUCGACCCUGUUUCCCUCAAGUUGUCAUGAGAUCAAGAAGAUUACAUUCAGCCUCUGGCGCGGGGCCUUUUCAGCCAGUCGGCCGACUGACGUUCCCCUCGCCGGUUCCGUUCCCGCCGGGGCUUCUCUACCUGCGCAUUGUGAAGAGCAGUCCGGCCGGCAUGGGCGCUUAUGGCUCCAACAUGGACGACAUCCUGGAGGAGGACAUGCACCACUGGUACACCAAGUUCAUGAGGGAGUCGCCGUCGGGCCUCAUCACGCUCUUUGAGCUCAAGACUAUGCUGGAGCUGAACGGCAUGACGGCGGAGGCCAGCAGCUACGUGGACCAGGUCUUCUUCACCUUCGACAUGGACGGGGACGGCUACAUCGACUUUGUGGAAUACAUCGCCGCCAUCAGUCUGCUCCUGAAGGGAGAAGUCAACCAGAAGCUCAAGUGGUACUUCAAGCUCUUCGACCAGGACGGAAACGGCAAAAUCGACAAGGAUGAAAUGGAGACCAUAUUUAAGGCCAUCCAAGACAUCACGAGGAGCUACGAAAUUCCCCCCGAAGAAAUCGUCACGCUCAUCUACAAGAGGAUCGACGUCAACGGGGAAGGUGAGCUGACCCUGGAAGAGUUCAUCAGCGGUGCUCGGGAGCACCCGGACAUCAUGGAGAUGCUCACCAAGAUGAUGGACCUCACCCACGUACUGGAGAUUAUCAUCAUGGGACAAUGCAAGAAGUCCAAAUAGCGAGCCGGGAGGGACGCCACUGCACCUCGCCCCCUGGCGGAGCCUUCUUUUAUCCUGGAGAAAACGGCGACGGGCUCAACUGCUUGGCUACAAUGUAAUGAGUAGAGGCUUCAUCGGGUAGGAACACUAUUGAUUUUGAUCCGUGGGCCAGGUAGCUGAGAUGAAAAAUCCAAAUCGGAUUUUUUAUUUUCACCAGUCACAAUUGACGACAAAUGACGGCCGUUCAAGUCAAAUAUUUAAAAAAAAAUCAUAACACAGGACACAAGAUGGCUGAAGUAGUCAAAUGUCAAAAAUAAAUCAUGCACAGGCAUGUUUUUCAGCUCCUUUUCAACAUUUCUGGGAUUUCCAGUUCUGAACCCUAUCGAUUGUGGGCGGUGGGAACUCUACGGACUUUCAAGUGAGCCAUCACAAGAUGGCUGAAGUAGUUCGAGUCAAAAGGAAGAAUUUCUUUUCUAUUCAACUUCAAAUUUCACAGAUUUCAAUCUGUGAACCCUGUUGAUUUUGAGUCGUAUCUGCGACAGUGGAUUUCCAGUUGUGAACACUCUUGAUUUUGAAAGGAUAGAUGGUGCAAGUGUACCGAAUGUUUGAAAUGGAUUCCACGAUAAGCGUUGGCUGCGUUUGCUGAGUGUUUCUUCAAUGGACCCGCCACAACAGACCGGAAAAGCUUGAAAAAAGUCAGUCCCCGACACCAA